This is a messenger RNA of Phytophthora nicotianae INRA-310, 1215 nucleotides long. RefSeq lists its product as hypothetical. Bases 1 to 1215 code for a protein of 404 amino acids. Lineage: Eukaryota; Oomycota; Peronosporomycetes; Peronosporales; Peronosporaceae. The transcript has a single exon. Gene Ontology annotation, biological process: proteolysis. The record is from RefSeq and is a predicted model, not a curated record. Gene Ontology annotation, molecular function: serine-type peptidase activity.
AUGGCACGUCUGCUCUAUCAUGCUGUGGCUUCGGCAAUGGCACUCGUCGCGUCGCUGUCAUCGCUCACAGCCGCACAGCAUUCCAACAGCAGCAGCAGCGACGGUGUGACUGCAGGCAUUGAAGAAGAGAACUUUGGCGUGGGAUGCAGUGCAUCCAUGGAGUACCCAACGUCGACCGACGAAUCUACCGCGCAACCGCGUUUUGCGUACUUGGUCACGAAUCCAUUGGCGGAUUUCGUUGCUGUGCACUUCAAACAGUUCAACUUGCCCAAGAACGACUACGUCCAGGUGCGCUCAGCCGACCCUGCUGCUAGGGACACUCGCGUGUUGCAAUACCGUGGCAACGAUUCUACUGGUGCCUUCUACGCUGAUGCUCUUUCGACCUCAUCCGUGAUCGUGGAGCUCUUCACGGAUACAACCAGCUCGGACGCGAACUCGUCGGAAUGUGUCGGCUUCGCGGUGGACAGCUACCAGUAUCUGGGUCAGGGUUCAACGCUGAAUGGAUCCAAGGAAGAGGUGUGUGGCGCAGACAACAGUCGCGAAGCUCGUUGCUACUCGGGCUAUAGCAGUGCUUUCCGAGCUUCGGACGCUGUUGCUCGCCUAUUGAUCAAGAAGGCGACGGGCUCGUUCUUCUGCACGGGGUGGCUCCUUGGAAACGAAGGGCACCUCGUCACCAAUCACCACUGCAUUUCGACUCAAGCCCACGCCAGCAACACCGAGUUCGAGUUCAUGGCUGAAGGUUCUAGUUGCAGCAUUAACUGCGCCAAACCUCGCGCUUGUUUUGGAACCAUUCGAGCUUCAUACUCGACACUGAUCUACGCCGACGCGGGACUUGACUAUGCUCUUGUCAAGCUUCCUAUCAACCUGUCGGGGCAGUACGGCUACCUGCGUCUCCGUUCCAGCGGAGCUGUCAUGAAUGAACGCGUGUAUGUGCCUCAACACCCUUCUGGAUGGGGCAAGCGCAUUGCUAUGAAGUCUGACAGCGGCUAUGGAACGGUGACGUCCUUGACUAUGGGAGGCUGCGCGAAUAACCAGGUUGCGUACUAUCUGGACACUCAAGGCGGGUCGUCAGGAUCUCCCGUUCUUGCUUGGUCGGACAACUCGGUGGUCGCUCUGCACCACUGCGGUGGGUGCCCGAACACUGCGAUCAACAGCUACAAGCUGAUUAACGACAUGAAAUGGCGUGGUAUCCUCCCGAACAACGCUGUCGCCUAA